AGAGCUGGAACUAUUCUUACUUAUGGAUGCAAAAUUGUGGUCAGUGAUUAAUUUCUGUGGGCAGUAGCUUGUAUCUUGUUGCUUUCAUUCGUUCUUAUGAACUCUCUGCUCCGGUCUCCAGAAAAUUAGCCAGGGAUGGUCUGUGGCAGGGAUGCUGAGAUGGUAGAUCUGUAUUUUCCACGCUAUUUUCAUAGAAAUAAUUCUAGCAUCCUGGCUGUAGGAUCACUGAAAUAAUAUCAUGCAGUAUUUCUCUCGCCACCACAGGCACCCGCUGUGACUUCUAAAGGUGAUCAUCAAGUUAUCUUUCCAACUACUAGAUGCAUCACCCAAAUUUCAUUCAAGUGUGUUGCUUAUAACUCUAUUCCUGCUGUGCUAGCAGAGAAUUUGGUCUGCUCGGAGUUGCUGGGCUAGGAGAACAUCCAGUUGUGUAGCAGAGAGAGGAGCCGUGCAGGUGAGAAGCAGAAUGCACGCAGGCAUGCCGCACUCUGUGCAGUGUGCCACCUGGGUGCUGCAAGGGAAGGAAACACUGCCAAGGAAACACACUGCUGCAAAACCUGCGAGGGAAGCAGGGGUGUGCGCAGCGCGGCUUCAGAGCCAGCACAUGGGAAGUAGCUCGUUGUUGGCAUCUCAGGGAAUGUGGUAAUCAUAGUUGAUACUGAACAAAGUAUUUAAUGGCCUAGAUAAAAGCAUUCUGGUUGUUUAAUUGGAAAUGUCUUGCUGUUUUACGCAGACCUACUGCCCUAUUUUUAUGAGAUUUAAAAUUGCGCAGAAAAAUUGUUUCCAUGGAAGCAGAGAUCGCGAAAGAAAUAACACGCUCCUGUUUCCUGCAGGAUUCCUUUUACAGCCUGCUGUUCCAAACAGUUAACUCUUGUAGCACUGUUACAGUUUAGCACGGAUUAAAGGAAAUAACGAUAACCAAGACAAGUCCUUGAGGGACUCUGUAUAUAUACUUGACUUAUGACUUAUUUUUUUCUUUCCUGCCUUUAAAGGAAUUUUGUUCUCUGCACGUUUACAGAGAGAAAAACCUACCCGUGCAAAAAAAGUUAAUGGAGAAGUAUGCACUUUUUUAGCAAAUGAUGGAACUCAGGGAAGUUUGAAGUUAUUCCUUCUUUCCCCUUCUCUUGCCUCUGUUCUACGUUCUUCUUGGUGACUGGUGUAUUCUAAAACCACUGCUGCGUGCUUAGAUCCAGCUUUGAAGGAAGCAGCAAUUAAUGCAGUUUUUAAUUAAGGUAACAGUAGUGAGAAUCAUCACCAGCAGGGAAGUCACACCAUCUGUUUUAAUGGCCUAUCAUUUUUCUUCCAUACAUUACUUCUGAAAAACCACUUCAUUUUUCUGUUUCACUAUGUGUCUGUAAAAAAAAAAAAGGAGAAACUAUCAAAUGAUGAUGGCAGGCUGAGACCAAGGCUGAGCAUCAUGUGAGGAAAGUACUGUUACCCAAAAAUCUUCACUCAGUAAAGUGCUUUGGAAGCACAAGGGCAGCUCAGCUCUCAGCCAUACAGAAAUUGCUGUACUUCCUUUUGAAUCUGGUUAUGAGCCAUAACGUUUUAUGGCUGGUGAGGGUCUGUCCUCAGUGAGACACCUGGGAGAACAAGAACAAAGCCUACUCUCUCUGAAGUUCAUAACAUCAAAUAAAAUUAAAGGCACGACGUGAGGAUGUAGUUGAUAGUUAAAUAGAUUUUGACUUUGAAGGAAGUAUAUGGAUUUUACAUAUAUAUAUAUAUAUAAUAGGUAAAGUAAUUACUUGGAAACAAAAAUGGCAAAAGAGUUAGGAUGUGGUAAGCUACUGUAAAGAAAAAAAAAUCCUCAAGGUGGAAAACUGAAAUACCUAGUGAUUUCAUAAAUUUUUUAUCAGCAGCUCACAAUGACUUCCUAAAACUCUUCAAUACUGUUAUUUUUAUCCUAAAGGAGGGGAAGUGAAGAGGCGCAGUAAUGAGCUACAGGUCUGAAAAGGAGCCAGGAAUGAUUUAAGAACUUGCCUCAUCUUUGCUCCCUUAAGUAGCAUGAAUUUCUUUGGCUUAUUUAGAAACAGGAGUAGGUCUGUCUGCAAAGUUUGUCUCCAGGUUAUGGAGUGACAGGGAGUGUUUACAUCUUCAGCUUUAAUUUCAAACCAAUACCAUGUUAUUAAUGCUCAUUGGUAGCCAGCGUAACUUCCCACUGUUCAUAUACUCACGAGUUGUCAUUCCAAGCAGCGCUGCUCGCAGUGAUUUAAAGCAGGUCAGGCCCUUGGGAAAACAAUAGUACAGGCUAAAAGAAUUGUCUGCAAGGCAGCGCAGGAGUUGUGCAGAUGGGAGAAUGGUGCUGUAUGCUGCUGUUCACAAAAUAAUGAUUUAUAAAGCGUCUGACAGCAUUUGACAAACAGAUAGAUGACUUAAUGGUAACUGGAAAACGUGGUUUGUGCUUUGUAAAUCAUCAUUAAGACACUUGGGAGCUACUGGAGCGUACUGUGAUAGGCAUUACUCAAAGUUCAGACUGAAAAAUUUCUUCAGAAACUGCUAACAACUUUGUAAGGGUAAUAAAAGCUUGAAAAUUAGCAUUAAUAGUACUGCUUUGGGAUGAGUAGGAAAAGAGAGAAGCUUUCUGUAGUGGAAGCUGAGAUUGCUCUCCUAUGCUAAGUAAAAGUUCAUCAAACUGAUGAAGUGUUUUUCUACCUGUCACCUGAAUUGGAAGCUACUUCAGGGUUCUGUUAGAGCAUACAUAAAAUAAAACCUUUUGGAGUUUUAUACAGAUGUGAAAGUAGCAUCUAGACGGUGGAAUAAUUCAGAAGUUACGUGACGUAAGAGGUAGGAAAAAUGACAAUGAAAGCAGAGGAGUAGGAUUGCCUCAGAUAAGGAAUGGGACUCCUCCAAAAGAAAAGGGAGAAGUUCCUUACAGAUGCAUUUGUCUGCAUACUGCAUAAAAAUCCUGAAGAAGGACGAAGGCGAGGUGAAGCCUUGUCUAUCUAUAGACAAGGCUAUAUAUAUCUAAUCUAUAAGGGAAGCUCAAUGCAGGAGCUGUGCUUCGGGUCUGUUUUUGCCUCUUCCGCAUUGCUCCCUCACUAAGAGGGAUGGCAGGCAUCUGGGGAAUCAGUGCUGCCCACUUAGAAGUGACAGAUGAAAGUGCAGCUCCUCUGGCAUCUGGGCAUGAGAGACCUGUUGUUUUAGAAGAACUUGUUUGUCAGGUCUGGUUUGAACUUUGAAUAAAGGAGCAGCGUAACAGCAUGUAGAAACAAGUAGGCUCCGCUAGGAGAUAUAAGCUUGAGACCAUGCUUGUUGCCACUUCCGACUAUACCCGCACGUUGUGCCUGCGCUAUGGAGCUUCCGCUUGGAGUUAUGCUGGGUUUGAUUCUGAUGCUAACUUCAUCAGCGCAAAGCUGUACCUGCGUGACCAACAAGUGGACGCUAUGUGCCCAGGAUGCGUCUGGCAGCUGCACCUGCAAGUUGGUAGGUUCAGAUCGUCCAGUAGAUUGUUCAAGGCUGACUUCGAAAUGCUUGCUGAUGAAGGCAGAAAUGACUGCCCCGAAGUUCUCCUACAGACGCCAGAUUAAGCUGCUGGAUGGUGGCAUUUACAAUCCAGACUGCGAGGACAGUGGUAUCUUCAAAGCCAGACAGUGUGAUGAAGCUGGUACUUGCUGGUGCGUGAACACAGCUGGAAUAAGAAGAACUGGAAAGAGUGACAAAAAUUUGAUAUGCAAUGAACUGAUUAGAACAAACUGGGUCGACAUUGAACUGAAGCACAAGGAAACAUCCCAUUACUUCGAAGCUCCUGAUGUAGCAGAAGCCCUGAAACAUCUGUUUGAAAACCGAUACAAACUGCAACCCAAAUACGUCACAGCUGUUAAGUAUGAUUCCCCAUUUAUCCAAAUCCACCUAAAGCAAAAUAACUUGGAGCAGCACGAUGUAGAUAUAGUUGAUGUAGCCUAUUAUUUGGAAAAAGAUGUCAAUAAUGACUCUGUGUUUCAUUCUGAUAGCACAUUACAUGUCUCUGUUAAUGGAAAAGCUCUGGAUAUUGAAAAAAUACGCAUUUACUACGUUGAUGAAAAGCCACCAGUGUUUAGCAUGAAACAACUGCUUGGUGAUGUUAGCGCUGUGGUGGCAGCGGUGAUACUGCCUGCUGGUUUUGCCAUUAUUUUGGGGAUUAUGCUGUGGCAGCGGAGAAAAUAUAGAAAAAUGGAGGUUCAAAAUGCAUGUGAAACACAAGGACAAGCUCCACAGUUGCUCUAAUCUGGAAAAAAAACCCUGCAACUUCAGCCACAAGGUAGAGGUGGGGAGGGCAAAAUAAAAAUAAUGAACAGACUCUAUGUAUGGGAAUGGAUUGAGAGUUUUUCCCCAUUUUCUAGGAACGGACAGAGCACUCGUUUUGAAUUAUUCUAGCUUAGAAAAAAUGACUUUGCCUAUAAAUUAAUUCAGGAGUUGGUUGCUGAAAUCUGGGACUGGAAGUCCCAGUUCAGAAGCUACAAAAAGUGCAAUAGAUAUUUUGCACAGAUAUAGGAUACUUGCUCCUGUACUGCAGACCUCCUUCGCUUGCUUAAUAUUUAAGCCAAGGUUCUUUACGUGUUUGUUUAGAGCAAAAUAAUAAUAACAAUAAAAACUGUAAAAAAGCCUUCAAAGUCUCUGGAACUUCUUUUUGUCAACAGUUAAUUUUGCCAGUAUCUCUAACCAAAUCAAUUGCGAUAAAAUACUCUCUAUCACUAAAGGCUUUGAUACAGAGUUAAGUGUUAGGAAACAGUACCGCAGUCACUUCCAUUUGCACAGGGCCCUGCUUCUGAGUUUGUAUGUGGGUAGCACUGUGAGCUAUUCCCGGUUGCAGGUCCGACACUCUCAUAGCACAGAUCUCUUGAUCCCACUGUAAGUUAACCUUGUUUUUCUUCCCAAAUUCAGAUAACAGCUUUCUGUCUACCGAAAUUUCCCUUGCAACUGUAUCAGAGGAGAUAUUUUUCAGUCUUUAACAGCUUCGCAGAACUACUCCAUAAUGCUUCUUCUGCACAAGCCAAGAAAUAGAAAGCUCUAUUUGGUAGAGCUGCAAGGGGAAUUUGAGCAGAGUGUAAUUGUUGGAGUUUUGCCAAGGCACUAGAGCUGGGCGUUGCUAUCUACUCAUCUACUGCAGUCGUCGCCACCACAAAGGACAUUUUAAAGAAAACGAUGCCCGUGGUUAGGUGUUGAAAUAUUUGCAGUUAUGUUCUCCACGUUGUGUAUGAAUGCCCGAUGUCCCCAUCAACCUCUUAUGGUUGCAGCCAAAAUGAGAAUGCUGCACACAGGUGUUCCAGCAGGGUCAGCUCUUUUGUUUCAUUAAUGAGUCUCAGCAUCAGUUGUUUGUCAUUCUAAUAACAAUCAGUAAUGUACUACUAUUAAACACUCAUCUCAGAUUCUGCUGUAGAGUCCAAAAACACAACCUCAUCCCAAAUACAGAAAUCUGUCUAGGGGAAUGAAAAGGAGACUAAGAAAAGAGUGAAGAUACUUUGGCUCUGUUUCUACCUGUUUAUUAUGGAAGGGGAGUAGACUUGUAGGGUUUGGGGGCAGGGGGUGUUAUUUCUGACAGCACACAGCAUCACUACUUCAUUUCUCACCUACUGGAAAAACAUGGGAUGGGCAGAUGCAUCACUUUUCCCCCACAUUUUUAUGCAGUUGCAUUAGCAACAAAAUACAAAUAAAAAAAAAAAAAAAACAAAAUAAGCAUAACCAAUGUUAAUGAGAGGCUGUGUGCUAUAAUUUAUCUGCAUUAUAUAGCAGAGGGUAAAAUCAUUUUAACUAUGCAGAAGUAUCUGUUGCCUAAAUUAUGUUACGCAGUUCCAACUGGGAAAAGGCUGCCUUAGUUUGAAAGGUGAAAACAACUACUCCCACAGAAAGAAUCCCUGGCUCUACACUACAGUUCUGAAGAAGCUAAUGCUGCCCUUUCCAUACAGUGCUAUCUUAGUUCAACUGAAUAAAGUGGGCUUUAGCCUUUCCUUUUACCUUUUAUUUUAAAAAACAAACGUUUUUCUAACCACUGGAGAGCUGAGGGAAGUGCCCGUAGCAAUGCCCGCUUUAGAGCAAGGAAAUGAAAGAUAAGGAUUCAUGGAGAAAUUAAAAGCCUUUUAAACUCUGUUCCCUCUGUCCUCCUGGUGAAAACCAUGCCUGCUUCUAUAUGCAAGUAUGCACUCAAAGAGAUUGGCACGUAACCCCUGCAUUAGUUUGCAAAUUAUUGGUGUGUUUACGUGCAAGUAGGUUCCCAUACCUGUAUUUAAAGAUGCACAUAGCUAUUAUUAUUUUCUCUUCUUUUGGAGCAGGCAAGCCCUAGGGAAAGGUUGUGGCAGCAGAUCCUACACUUCAGCCAGCCUGAAGCCUGACCCAGCUGUUACCAGUGGUGCCACAGUCCCAACCUGCUGCUGUUCUGGAUGACAAAGAGAAUCCUCCCCUUGUCUCAUCUUUCCCCAAUUAAGACUUAUCUCUGUAUGGCUGUUUAGACUGGGACUACAGCAAGAGUAGUUUAACUACUACUGUGCCACAUCAUAUAAACACACCCCACCCAUCUCUUCUUGAUUAGAUGAUAAAACAUUAGCAUGUCUGUGAUGGUGAGCGCUUCAUGGCAACAAGAUACAAAAUCCCCCCAGUAGGUCCCUAAAAGUAUGAGAGAGUCACUUACUAAUGAUUGCUUAGAUACUGAAACCACUUUUUCAGAGAAUGAAGUAACAAAUUGACCUUUCCUUCAUUUCUCCUUAACUGGACUGGUUAAUGCUAUUGAACUUUCUUCCCUGUGCAAGUAUACAGGUACAAUUCCCCUUUCCAAACCAUUUCCAUUGAUUUGUCUUAGGGUUUAAGUACUGCCAUUACCUAUCUUUUUAUGCUAAAAUUAAUCCUGAGUUAUUGCAAUUACUUUCAGAGCAGGAAAAAUCAACUUCUGGCAUUUAUAUAACUACUCACAGCAGCUCCCAACAAAAUUCAUUGUACUGGUUUUUAUCUGGUUAAAAUUUCAUACACUUUAGGCAGCCUGACAAUAAUCACAUCUAAUUUUCAUGCCAGUCCUUACUCCCUGAGGGAUAACACUCUUACAGUCCUACUCCAGCACAAAUCAAGUACCACAGAAACAAUUAGGGAUACUUCAUAUUAUCUAAAUGAAAGAAUGAAUGAGAAUGUACUUAAUUUUCCACUGAGAUUUUUAUGUAUGGGCCCAACAAUACUGGUUUUGCUUGAAAUAAAUGUAUUCGUAAAGGCUGAGAUCAGGAAUCUCAGCAUUUUUGCUAGCCUGGUUUUAUUCAGAAAAGUCUAAGUACAACUACUAAGUCUAAGAACAACUACAAAGUAAUUGGAUGUGGCACUGAAAAUGUCUGAAACCAUUAUAAUGCACAGCACAGAAAUGCUCAGAGCUGUUUCCCCAGUCUUUAGCACACAUCUGUUGAAUUCUUUUCCCAUCUUCACAUGCUCUUUUCUGUUGUUGGAAAUAUACUAGCUUUACAAUUGUCUCAAUUCUGCUGAAGGGCUUAAGUGAAA
Molecule: messenger RNA, 7443 nt
Organism: Numida meleagris (helmeted guineafowl)
Lineage: Eukaryota; Metazoa; Chordata; Aves; Galliformes; Numididae
Gene: TACSTD2
Product: tumor associated calcium signal transducer 2
Exons: 1
Coding region: 3289-4200 (303 amino acids)
Cellular component (GO): membrane
Source: RefSeq, a predicted model, not a curated record